AUGACAAACUGGGAGCUUCUGUUGAUAUUCUACGCACUGGUCUUCGCCACUUUGCUCAUCUGCGCAUUUGGCAACAAGUUCUUACCAAUGGUCGACACGAUAUGUGCUGCAUUUACAGCUAUCAGCAUCCUUAUCGUUCUCAUCGCAUUGUCUUCCAAAGCAGAUGUAGGACGUCAUUCUGCUUCUUACGCUCUUUCCCACUACGAUAAAUCGUUCUCCGGUUAUGGCGGCUUUACUUUCUUCAUCGGGUUGUUACCACCAGCAUAUUGCUUUUCCGCCCUGGGCAUGAUUUCCUCGAUGGCUGAAGAGUGCGACAAUCCUUCUGUCAAGGUUCCAAGAGCACUGGCUUUGUGCGUCCCUGUAGGCGGGCUAGCAGGCUUGUUCUUCGUCAUUCCCGUCUGUGUAUUACUUCCUGAUAUGUCGGAAAUUGUCGAGGCGCCUGCUGCUCAGGCACUGCCGUUCAUCUUCCACAAGGUCAUGGGAGCACCUGGUGGUGGGUUGGGCUUGACGUUUUUGGUCUUGCUGAUCACGCUCUUUUGCAGUAUCAGCAUCACCACGGCAGCGAGUAGGUGCACAUGGGCAGUGGCCCGUGAUCAUGCGCUACCAUUCCCUGGUACGUUCGCGACGGUGAACGAGAAGCUGGGCGUUCCACUUAAUGCCAUCUUGCUCCUCACACUGAUCCAGUUGCUGCUGGGCUUGAUCAACCUCGGCUCAUCUUCUGCAUUCACAGCCUUUGUGUCUGUAGGCGUGAUUGGAUUGGCAGUCUCUUACGCCAUUCCCAUCAUUCUUUCCCUCUUGUCUUCGCGCAGAGAAGUCAACACCGCAAAUUGGAAUGUCGGUAACGCGAAAGGAAACGUGAUCAAUAUCAUUGCCGUGGUCUGGAUCGGAUUCGAGUUGGUUUUGUUCUCCAUGCCUGGCGCGCUACCUGUCACGGAGGUGUCGAUGAAUUACGCUAGUGUUGUUCUCUUUGGAUUCUUGGGUCUGGCCGGGAUCUUCUAUGCGGUAUAUGCCAGGAAGACAUACAAGGGUCCACCCGAGAGCGAUGCCAUCGAGCAGUAA
This is a messenger RNA of Aureobasidium uvarum, 1059 nucleotides long. The record is from the annotation of a GenBank genome assembly. Lineage: Eukaryota; Fungi; Ascomycota; Dothideomycetes; Dothideales; Saccotheciaceae.